Messenger RNA from Hevea brasiliensis (rubber tree), 1550 nucleotides. Its product is annotated as protein DJ-1 homolog B. The record is from RefSeq and is a predicted model, not a curated record. Gene Ontology annotation, molecular function: protein deglycase activity. The transcript is spliced from 8 exons. NCBI's taxonomy places the organism in Eukaryota, Viridiplantae, Streptophyta, Magnoliopsida, Malpighiales, Euphorbiaceae. Bases 82 to 1392 code for a protein of 436 amino acids. Gene Ontology annotation, biological process: guanine deglycation, glyoxal removal; protein deglycation, glyoxal removal. Gene Ontology annotation, cellular component: nucleus; cytosol.
AAGCAGCAGCACCGAGCCACGAACAACGCGGAUCUCUCUGGAAAAUAGAAAAAAAUAAUAAUAAUAAAUGAAAAGCUAAAAAUGGUAUUGUUACGCCAACCUAUUCCUCACUCUCUUCUUCACUUACUCCACUGCUCUUACCCUUUCUCUUCCAAGCUACCUUCUCUCAAGACUCGCUUAUCCUUCCCUGUCAAAGCAACUACUGUAAUGGCUUCCUCUGCUAAGAAGGUUUUGGUGCCGAUUGCCAAUGGAACGGAGCCGAUGGAGGCCGUGAUAACUAUCGAUGUACUAAGAAGAGCCGGCGCGGAUGUCAUCGUAGCUUCUGUCGAGAAGCAGCUACGAGUUGAAGCUGGUCACGGCGUCAGGAUCGUCGCCGAUGCUCUCAUUUCUGAUUGCUCCGGCGCCGUUUAUGAUCUCAUCACUCUCCCUGGGGGCCUGCCAGGUGCUACAAACCUUAAAAAUUCUGCUGCUUUGGAAAGCAUGGUGAAGAAACAGGCUGCAGAUGGGCGGCUUUAUGCAGCAGUUUGUGCUUCUCCUGCAGUGGCACUUGGCUCAUGGGGGCUGCUAAAGGGAUUGAAAGCAACUUGUUACCCAUCAUUUAUGGAGCAGCUGCAAUCUUGUGCAACAGCUGUCGAAUCACGAGUGCAGCAGGAUGGCAUAGUUGUCACAAGUCGUGGACCUGGCACUACCAUGGAGUUUGCUGUUGCACUAGUUGAGCAAUUGUAUGGGAAAGAAAAGGCGAAUGAAGUUUCUGGCCCUCUGGUGAUGCGUACCAACCAUGGGGAUGAAUAUAUCAUAAAGGAGCUAAAUCCAGUGAAGUGGACAUUUGACAAUAUUCCUCAGAUUCUUGUGCCUAUUGCUAAUGGUACAGAGGAAAUGGAAGCUAUUAUGAUCAUUGAUAUUCUACGACGAGCUAAAGCAAAUGUUGUGGUGGCCUCUGUUGAGGACAAGCUGGAAAUUUUGGCUUCUCGUAAAGUUAAACUGGAGGCAGAUAUGCUCCUUGAUGAGGCUGCUAAGCUUUCUUAUGACCUAAUUGUCUUACCAGGUGGGUUGGGUGGUGCCCAAAAAUUUGCAGUCUCUGAAAAACUGGUAGAUACGCUAAAGAAGCAGAGGGAAUCAAAUAGACCAUAUGGGGCAAUAUGUGCAUCUCCAGCUUUAGUAUUGGAGCCUCAUGGCUUGCUCAAGGGUAAAAAAGCCACAGCUUUUCCUGCGAUGUGUGACAAGCUGUCAGAUAAGAGUGAAACCGAAAACAGGGUUGUGGUUGAUGGCAACCUCAUAACUAGUAGAGGGCCUGGAACUUCAAUGGAGUUUGCCUUGGCAAUAGUGGAGAAGCUGUUUGGACGCCCGAAAGCACUGGAGCUUGCAAAGACGAUGCUUUUUACACACCCAUAGAGCUUGUAUCUGUGUGCCCUCUCGUGUUAUGUGGAACAUAUUAAUGCUAUAGAGAGAAACAUGAGAGAACUGAACUCGAAUUCGAUAUGAAUUCAGGUUGCGGUUGUAUUGUGUAUAACUUUGUGUUCAUAUAUAAAUGAGUUUUGAAGACUGCAAAA